Staurois parvus is the source of this 345-nucleotide messenger RNA. NCBI's taxonomy places the organism in Eukaryota, Metazoa, Chordata, Amphibia, Anura, Ranidae. The record is from the annotation of a GenBank genome assembly.
CAUGCCCCCUGCCAUGUGCCACUUUCAGGUCUCCUCACACACUGCUGGUGUGUUCCAUUUUUUGUCAUAGGGGUGCUGGCAGAUUACGGGCCUCCCAUUGCUGCUGUCUCCAUCGCCACACUCUGCCAUGUGCCACUUUCAGGUCUCUUCACACUGCUGGUGGUGCUGGCAGAUUACGGGCCUCCCAUAGCUGCUGCCAGGCCCCUAAUCUGCCAUGGGCCCCUAUAUACCGCCUCCUCAUGCUGCUGCCAAGUCCAGAGUCUCUCAUGGGUCCCUGUACGGCCCUCCCAUUGCUGCUGUCUCCAUCGCCACACUCUGCCAUGUGCCACUUUCAGGUCUCUUCAC